Molecule: messenger RNA, 1802 nt
Organism: Neolamprologus brichardi
Lineage: Eukaryota; Metazoa; Chordata; Actinopteri; Cichliformes; Cichlidae
Source: RefSeq, a predicted model, not a curated record
GGGGUAGUAUUCUCCACAGAGAUACAUAGGCUAAUUGACAAGGUAUUGGUAGGCAUUAAUUACAUUGUGCUUACAAGAUUAGAUAAAAAAUACGCCCUUGGACACCAAACGCACAGCUGAGCUCAGGGUAGUGAGAAUCUGAGGAGAUCUGUGGAUGUGGCAGCUUUUAUAAUAUCUUUAAAUUUAAUUUUAGCACAGAACUUGUCUAUUUAACCCGUGUCGUCGGUGAAUGUGGUGACAUGAAUUCGAAGAGGAUUUACAUUUUGACUAAGUUGGUUUCAGAAAAAAAAAAGAUUAUGAGGAGAAAUUUAAUUAAAAGCUAGAUUUGUGUAACUUAAAAAGAGCUUUGAUCGGGCUGGAAUCUCUGACGGAAAAGAAAGGUAUUGAUGGAAUUAUUUAAAAAACAAACAGUCAAGGUUGCAUGCCACAAUGUUGAGCCGUCUGUUCAGCGAGGUGCUGCCAGACGUCCAGAGGCUCGCAGCCGACUGGGUGGAGGACAAUGAGGUCGAGGACGACAAAGCCAAGGAAGAUGACCACGAGCCCUGCCACCUCGAGGAGGAUGAGCUGGACGAGCCACAGGAAGGCAGCAGUCGAGCUGAGUCUGAGAUGGCCGGCGACGAUGAUGAGGACGAGGAGGCCGAGGAAGAGGAGUGUGGGGAUGAGAACAGCGAGGACAAACCCAAGAAGCGCGGCCCAAAGAAACGUAAGAUGACGGCAGCUCGCGUGGAGCGCUCCAAGAUGCGUCGGGUAAAGGCAAACGCUCGGGAGCGCAUGCGCAUGCACGACUUGAAUUCCGCGCUGGACAACCUGCGCAAGGUGGUGCCCUGCUAUUCAAAAACCCAAAAACUCUCCAAGAUCGAGACUCUGAGGCUGGCCAAGAAUUACAUAUUAGCCCUCGGGGAGAUUUUACGCAACGGAAAGCGUCCAGAUGUGGUGACCUACGUGCAGAUGCUGUGCAAAGGCCUGUCCCAGCCCACCACCAAUCUGGUGGCAGGCUGCCUGCAGCUCAACACCAGGAACUUCCUAACUGAACAGUGUUCAGACGGAGCCCGAUUCCACAUGCCGAGUUCUCCUUUCUCGGUCCAUCCCUACUCGUACCGGUGUUCGCGCCUCUCCAGCCCUCAUUACCAGCCCGGAACCGGUGCUCUCAACUUGCGAAGCCACUCCUACGGCUCUGGAUACGAGGCCGUGUACCCGCCUGGAGGCACGUCCCCUGACUACAGCAGCCCGGACUACGAAGGCCAGCACAGCCCUCCCGUGUGCCUGAACGGCGGACUCUCCGGGAGGCAGCAGGAGUCCUCUGAGACUGACAGGAACUAUCAUUACUCUGUGCACUACUCUGGACUGACCACUUCUCGACCCAGCCACAGCAUACCCUUUGGGCCCUCGGGUACGCGCAGUGGUGGUGCGCACUCAGAAAACAUUCCACCAUUCCACGACGUACACUUGCACCACGACAGGGCGCCCCCAUACGAGGAUCUCAAUGCCUUUUUCCACAAUUGAUUCCAUACUACGGUCCAAUCAGGCUUAUUGACAUUCUAAUGACAAUCCUAUAAUGUUUAAUAUUGUUUGGGAAACAAGAAGAGUCUCUAAAGGGAGGUGAUGGAGGUGGCAGAAAGAGUCUUUUGAUUAUCUUCUGUAUUCUACUGAUGUCAUCCCUAUACUGUUGUACAUCAUAUCAAAGUGUGUCCAGUAUUAUCCUGUAUGCAGAAUGAGUGCAACUGACAUAAACAAUGUAUAGGCCAACAUGAAACAUGUUAUGACUCAAACGACUUAAAAUAAAAAAGUGUUUUCUAAUCGUC